Molecule: messenger RNA, 3132 nt
Organism: Olea europaea var. sylvestris
Lineage: Eukaryota; Viridiplantae; Streptophyta; Magnoliopsida; Lamiales; Oleaceae
Product: protein SLOW GREEN 1, chloroplastic-like
Exons: 4
Coding region: 65-979 (304 amino acids)
Molecular function (GO): protein binding
Source: RefSeq, a predicted model, not a curated record
GAAAACCUAAACCCUGUGAUCACAAAACCUCACCGCGCUUCGUUCCUCAGUUACUGGUUCCAUAAUGGCUGUUUCAUCUCUCCACAGUACCUCACUCUCUGCUUCUUGUAACCUUGAUCCCGCUGCCAAUUUUCUAUGUCCACAAAAUCCCUUCAAAAUCCAUACUCGCGGCUCCCUUCCUCUUUUUCACAACUCCAAAAGAUCCAAAUUCCAUCCCAUAGUAACCAAAAAACUCCACAUUUCACCAGCACCCACAACAAAAUUUUCUCUUUUUAGCUGUUUAUUACCACCCCAGAACGAUAUUUCCAAGAUUCUUGUUAAAAAUAUUGCAACAGUAUUACUGGGAUCACUUGUUAUCGUGGGCUCUUUAAAAUCUAGGCCUAUACUGGCACAGCCUGUUCAAGAAACCGAGCGUCUUGAUCGAAAAAGAGAGGACUGGGAUGGGAAAAGCAGUGCAACUGAAGAAGAGGUGAUGUUUGUGAAGCUUGUGCAAGAAAAUCCAAAAGAUGUUGUGGCUCUGAAGAUGGUCGUUGAUGUAAAGAUGAGGAGUGGAAAGACUAAGGAGGCUUUGGAAUAUGUGGAGAGAUUGAUUAAAAUUGAACCUAGUGAAAUGGAGUGGAGGCUUCUGCAGGCUCUUUGUUACGAAAUGUUGGGGAAUUUGGGUAUGGCCAAGAGCUUGUUCAAAAACAUACUCAAGCAGAGGCCUCUCCUACUUAGAGCUUUGCAUGGUCUGGCAAUGGUAAUGCAUAAGAACCAAGAAGGCCCAGCUGUUUUUGAGAUGUUGGAAAGGGCUUUGGAAGUUGCUCGUCUUGAAAAAAGAGUCAAUGAAGAGCGAAACAUAAGAAUAUUGAUUGCGCAGAUGCAUAUUGUAAAGGGAGACUUUGAGGAGGCCUUGGAGAACUUUCGAGCUCUUGUUAAUGAGAAUCCAAGAGAUUUUCGACCUUAUCUUUGCCAGGAAAAUGGCACAACUGAUUCCUAACAUUUGGCCCCUGUGCACUUCUAGUCUUGAUUCUUCUGUUUUUGCUCUGACCCCUCAAUCUAUUGGUUUUGUGCACAAAUAGUCCUUUUAGACAGUUUUGUCCAUUCUAGCAGUUAACUUUCUAAUAUUGAUUACUGACACAUAUUGUAGUCAUAUCAUCCUCCUCCCCUAUUCCCAAGAGAAAUAUUUGUGUGUGUAUAUUUCACCCACCACUUCCACACUACUAAAACUACCACCACAUACACCACCAUAACUAUAUAAUGAACUACCUUCCGUAAUGAACUCAAACAUCAUAGCACCCGAAGUAAUAGAAUUUAUUACGCUGAUGCCUCCAAAUCUCACUCUUCGCAUAAAAAUCAAACAAACUUGUCGUCACACACCACAUCCUUCACCAUAAAAUUCUUUGGAGCAAACAUUGAUGGUAGAUGUUUCUAGUGGGUCUGAAACUAGUAUAGAGAUAAAAAGAUCAAAGACCUUCAAUAUGCAGCGUUAAUUUCUUUUUGUUUUUUCUAAAUCCUUAGUAAAAUGAAAAUAAUGCUGGGGAUUACCAAGUACAUGAGUGGCUUCUUCCAAAUUUCCCUGCUGGUACCCUUCUCCGGAGAAGAUCAAACUAAUUAACAGCCCAAAAGUUCGAAGAUUAAAUUUCAGAGGCAGUUACCUUCUAAAUCAAUAGCUGCUCUAUUCUGCAGUCCAAUGCACCCCUACUAGUCUAGAACAUUGCUAUAGAACGAAAAUGGAUCCUUCCAAUUAGCAAGACUUGUUCUUGCUCAUAUGGGAUUUUCAGAAAUAUCCAUUUUCCUAUUUGCGUCAAUAUAUUUACCAUUGAUGUUUGCCUUUCGUUUGAAUCCUUGACCAGUGUUCAAUUCUUCGAGCUGCAAAUAGCAAUCAAAUUAUUGAUGGUACCCAAAAAUUGAGGAGGAAAGAAACAGAAAGUAUCUAUUAAUUACAGUCCCAAUCAAAACAGAAAGAGAAAUGGGCAGUUGUUCAUAAGUGACGAUAACCCUGGCAUACAGGUUCCAACUUCAUUCUUUUCAAGAGAAAUAGUGAUGUUAGAACAGAAAGAGAUAAAUAAAAGUAAUAGGGAAAGUAACCAUGGCCAUGCCAGGAGAGGAAGUAGAAAACGGGGGAGAGAAAAGUAGGCGAAGCAUCAAUAACUCAUCAGUAGUCUAUGCAGUUGAAGAUAGAGAGACCCAGUGCCAAUGGACAUCAUCAGUGAUCCCAAUUUUGUGGUGUAUGAGGGAGAGGCUGGAAGUAGUGGCGGUGGUGUUGGGGGGAAGACCAGAGGAUAGCGUUGGCUCUGUGGUUUUGGGGAAGAAAGUGCACUUUUUGUUUAUUGAAGUUCCUUUUCUAUUUCAUAGAUUUCCUUUUUAAUUAAAAAUGAGGGUAUAAGAGUGUUUUCAAUAAAAUAUGUAUAUCCUGUGCACUGCAAAUGUCUUUAAACAGACAAAAUGUAAGAAACUGGCCAAAAGAACUAUUUGUGCACAAAACCAAUAGGUUGAGGCCUUGAGGGUUCUGUGCCAAGGAUGAAAGAAUCUGGACUGGAAGACCGUAUGGGCCUGCUGAUGUCUGUAAAUUUUUCUUGGUUGAAAUUUAUUUGCUGAGGCAUAUUUUAAGAGUAAUGUGAAAUUAAUUUACCUUUGGGUUGUUCAAAUGAAGCAAUUAACAGUGUAAUUUUUGGGUCGAAAUGCUGUUAACCAAGCUUGGACAGUUGCUAACCUGUGACCAGGAUUAUGAAAGAUGACUUUUUGUUAAUGCCGGAGGUGAGAAGAGUGUGUAAAACUAAGGUAGUCUGAUAAUGCAUUGCGAGAAAGACUCGCCGUUUUAAGGAGGCAAGACAGUUGAAGUUAGUGUUGGACUCGAGUCACUCGAUGGUAUUAAUUUUAUCUAAUCCGAUCAAAUACUCUUUACCAAACAUUCCAUGAGAGUCCGGGUUAUAACUGAUACUUGAACUAUACAGACCUUUUUUGGGCUAGCUUUUUCAUAUUUCCUUUGGGUUUAUUAUUUGUUGGCUCUGUAGUAUAAACACUUCAAUUAGGGUGACAUGUUCGUGUUCGACUUCAUAGACACAUGUCGGGCCCUCUACAAUGAUCAAUUUUCAUUUUUAUUAGAAAAUUAUAUCUUGUUAACUCACAGUUAUCAGUAAAUAUUAAAUA